This is a messenger RNA of Cornus florida, 1526 nucleotides long. Its product is annotated as protein LAX PANICLE 2-like. The record is from RefSeq and is a predicted model, not a curated record. Lineage: Eukaryota; Viridiplantae; Streptophyta; Magnoliopsida; Cornales; Cornaceae. The coding region runs from base 352 to 1446 and encodes 364 amino acids. Gene Ontology annotation, biological process: multicellular organism development. The transcript is spliced from 4 exons.
UAUACUAUAACUUACCGACCAUCAUCUCUCUAUCUAUCUAUCUAUCUAUCUAUCUAUCUUCCUCUGCAACUAUUUCAUCCCCACAAGCUUCCAAACAAAGAGAAUUUAUGGAAAGUGAGAUUUGCAAGGUUUGUUCUCUUUGUUGUCUUCUCAUAUAUUUGCCACAAAAUUGAAAACAAAGUCUUAUCUGGUCAAAUGGGUAUCUCUUUCGAAUUUAAAGAUUGAAAAAGGGUUUUUGAUCUCUCUCUCUCUCUCUCUAUAUAUAUUCAUUUCCAUGGAUAAGCUGGUGAUGAGGUUGCAGAUUAAUACGACUCAUCAAAGCUGGGGGUUAGUGUUUAUGGGUUUGUCAAUAUGACCAUGUUUCCUGCUCAAAACCUCUCGAAACGACAUCGUUAUGGUGGCUAUGGUGGAGGUUAUUGGGAGAGUUUUGGUGGUGUUGUUAUGAGUGGAUUAGAAGAAGGGUAUGAGUGUUGUAGUAGUGAGGCUGCUUAUUCUUGCUUAGGAUCUGGUUCUACUCCAGUACUGGUUGGUACUGGUCUGAUGGCUGAAGAUGAAUCAAGAACCGAGACUAGUACUGUUAAUAAUGAAACAGGCUCAACCUCAAAGAACAACAACAACAACAACAUUAAUAUUGUUGUUGAUCAUGAUCAUGAUGUGAGAGACGAAUCGGGAUGGCUCCAAUUGGGUAUUGGAGGAGAUCAUCAUCACCACCAUCAACACAUGACCACAAGCAAUGAUCAAACGGCUGGGAGAAGUGCUGGAUUGAUGGAGCUUGAUCUGUUGCCGGCCGGUGAUGGUUCGCGGCAAGGGUUCAGGUCAUUAGACCCUAUCUUCCAUGUGCCCGAUUUUCGGCCUCCCCUGCAGGAUACAAGCAUCACUAGUGCUUCUUUGUACUUGCAGCACCCGGGGACUAGCUCGGUUUUUCCUCAACAGGAGAUUAAUAACUGGGCAUUUAGGCCUAUUCCGCGCCAUAUAACUGCAGCUUCUUCUUCCUCCUCCUCUUCUCGGUCUUCGUUGAUGAUGCCACCGGGAGCCUAUUUUACUGGACCAUUUCAACUACAUGCCGGAGUAGAUGUAGCCAGGCCAAGUUUAGAUUUCAGAGUUGUUGAUCCUCCUCGGAGACCCCAUUCAGGCUUAUGGUUUAUGUUACAAGCAUCACCAAAUCAAACAAGAGAACCAUCUUUGCCUCAGAUACCCAAAAGCUACCUGAGAAUUAAAGAUGGAAGGAUGACAGUUGGAUUACUAAUGAAGUAUCUGGUUAUGAAGCUAAGAUUGAAUAGCGAAUCGGAGAUAGAGAUAACUUGUAGAGGACAACCACUUCUACCUUUCUUGACGUUGCAGCAUGUAAGAGAUAACAUAUGGAGUCCAAGAAACAUUGUGACUUUACUUCCAGACUCCUCAACUGCUGAUCAUGUCAUGGUGCUACAAUAUGGUAGGAGUGCUUAAUUAAACAUGAAAACUAUUUCAAUCUUAAUUAUCUCCCACAUGUAUCAUUGUUAAAUUAUGAGAACCCUUUAUUAUUAUUA